Pygocentrus nattereri (red-bellied piranha) is the source of this 6563-nucleotide messenger RNA. It is a transcript of the gene insra, whose product is annotated as insulin receptor a. NCBI's taxonomy places the organism in Eukaryota, Metazoa, Chordata, Actinopteri, Characiformes, Serrasalmidae. Gene Ontology annotation, cellular component: membrane; insulin receptor complex; axon. The transcript has 21 exons. Bases 1376 to 5449 code for a protein of 1357 amino acids. The record is from RefSeq and is a predicted model, not a curated record. Gene Ontology annotation, molecular function: insulin receptor activity; ATP binding; phosphatidylinositol 3-kinase binding. Gene Ontology annotation, biological process: positive regulation of kinase activity; cell surface receptor protein tyrosine kinase signaling pathway; positive regulation of MAPK cascade.
AGAGAGAGAGAGAGACAAACAUAUGUCAAGUUCAAUCCACCAACUACCUCCAACGUGGGGGAAAAAUAUGCAUAAUUUUUGGUUUGUUUCCUAUUGAAUGCAUUUCUCAGCCUGUCUGGCUGCGUUGGUUUCCCUGGGACUGAACCCUGAAGGAGAAUAAGUGGGUCUUGGUGCCGGAUCAGACCAGACCAGGACAGAGAGGAGGAGACCACUCGCUGUCCGCUUGUUUUGAUAAGCAGAGACAAGAAGAGACUGCUUUGGGUGGACAAGUCAGGCUGAAAUCUCAGCUGCUGCGCUGUAACAGCCGCUGCUGCCUCUCUGGAUCUAACACUGCAUGUCCAGCAGUUUGGUCGCCCUGGGCUUCGAGGCUUUGGGGCUUCCAGGCUUUGCCCUGCAGGGUGAUUACGGGCUUACGCUGAAGAAUAUUAGCCAUAGCGUUCAUGUCAGCAAUAACAAGGCGGAGAUGCGCUGUUGUCAACAUCAUUAGGGCUGAGGCGCUUCGCGGCGGGGAGCGUCAGGACUGGCGAAUUCAGCUUCAGGUGAAAUCCAAGCGAGUUGGCUAGUUAAAGGACACAGUUCUGGUCACUUCACAGCCAUAACCUGCGAGCAUACAGUGCUCGUCCGAGCCGGGACGCUGUGUGACCAGUCAGAGGCACAGUAAUUAAAGCCCGACUCCCUUUUUUGGGUGAUCGGAGCAGAAUUUGGCGAAGGACAUCCACACCAACGCUGCUGUAGCAGCCGAACCUGUAGCAGCCGCUGUCUGGCGUUCGCCUAACCCGCGAUAGUUGAUUUAUCAGCGCUAAACGCGCCGGGUCGCGCCUGCGUCCGCACAAGAAGCACGUUUAUAGGGCUUACACGCGGCUUUAGCGCCGUGCGGGGAACGUUCUGUUUGUUUAACCCCCGUCAGGGCUAAGCUAAGCUAGGCUAAGCUAGGCUACGCUAAGUUUGUUUUGGCCCGGGCGAGCUAAGCUAAGGCUAAGCUAAGCUAAGGCUAACUAAGUUAAAAGUGGACGGUCGCGGUCGAACAAGUGGGUCAAGCGGGUCAAGUGGGUCGGGGAAGCGAAGAGAUGAAAACCCAGCCAGGCUCGAUAAGCGAAGUCGUGCGCACGCGUUUUGCUUCGUGUCGACUGUUGGGUUUCUCCGGGUGAGCUAAGGCUAAAGCUAAGGCUAAGGCUAACGGGCAGCGCUAGCGGCGAAGUGAACACGUUGAACUUUCAUCUCCGCCCAUUUUUUUGGGGACCGACGAGAUUUUUGUUGAAGUUUGGAGCCUAAAUUCUCUCUAAUAAACAGUUUUCCGGGCCGUUUCCGGACGGGAUUCCCGGCCACCGUGUUCCGUCAGCAGGAGUGACCGCGUUUAAAGCGGGUUUUGUUCAGGAUGCAGCUGCGGACCUCGGCUGCUUUGGUUCUGACCCUGUUCGCCGUGUGGAGCUGCCAGCGGACCAGCGGAGAGAUUUGUCCGAGUAAAGACAUCAGGAACAAUGUGACCAACCUGCGUUCCCUGGAGAACUGCACGGUGAUCGAGGGCCACCUGAAGAUCCUCCUGAUGUUCACCACGAAGCCGGAGGACUUCCGCGGCCUGAGUUACCCCAAGCUGACGGUGGUGACGGACUAUCUGCUGCUCUUCCGGGUUUACGGCCUGGAGAGCCUCAGCAACCUCUUCCCGAACCUGACGGUGAUCCGCGGGAACAACCUGUUCUUCAACUACGCGCUGGUGCUGUUCGAGAUGCUCCAGCUGAAGGAGGUGGGCCUGCACAGCAUGAUGAACAUCACCCGCGGCGCCGUGCGAGUGGAGAAGAACCCGGACCUCUGCUACCUCUCCACCCUCGACUGGUCCAAAAUCCUCGACUCCGUGGAGGACAACUACAUCGUGGCCAAUAAGAAUGACGGAGAGUGCGGGGACGUGUGUCCCGGCAUGGCUAAAGGCAAGACCACCUGCCCUCAGACCACCAUCAACGGACACUUCAGUGAGCGCUGCUGGACGCAGAAGCACUGCCAGAGAAUGUGUCCGUCCUCCUGUAAGCACCGCGCCUGUACCAAGGAUAACCAGUGCUGCCACGAUCAGUGCCUGGGCGGCUGCCUGGAGCCGAACUCUCCCAGCAAAUGCGUGGCCUGCAGGAACUUCCUCCACCAGGGGGUGUGUGUGGAGAGGUGUCCCCCGGGGUUCUACACCUUCAAAGGCUGGAGAUGUGUGGACUUCGCCUUCUGCCAGGCUCUGCACAACAAGUGCAAGCAGGGCAAGCAGGGCAAGGGCGGCGAGUGCCACGAGUACGUCAUCCACCAUGGGGCGUGCAUCCCAGAGUGCCCGUCAGGAUACACCACCAUCAACUCCACCACGUUGAACUGCACUCCCUGUGCGGGGUUGUGUCCUAAAGUGUGUAUGGGGCUGAAGACGGUGGACUCUGUGACGGCAGCGCAGGCGCUCAGAGGCUGCACGGUGCUGAACGGCAGCCUGGUCAUCAACAUCAGAGGAGGAAAUAACAUAGCGGCGGAGCUGGAGGCCAACCUGGGUCAGCUGGAGGAGAUCACGGGCCAUCUGACCGUCCGCCGCUCGUACGCCCUCGUCUCCCUCUCUUUCCUCCGCAAACUCAGGCUCAUCCGCGGAGAGACGCAGGAAGUCGAGAACUACUCGUUCUACGCCCUGGAUAACCAGAAUCUGCGGCAGCUCUGGGAUUGGUCCAAACACAACCUGACCAUCCUGCAGGGCCGCAUUUUCUUCCACCACAACUCCAAACUCUGCAUGGCUGAAAUACACAAGAUGGUGAACAUGACGGGGGCCAAAGACCGACAGGUCAAGAACGACAUCGCCUCCAAAACCAACGGAGACCAGGCGUCCUGUGAGAACCAGACGCUGAAGUUCACGACGAUCCGCACACUGUCCGACAAAAUCAUCAUCAAAUGGGAGGCGUUCUGGCCUCCAGACUUCAGAGACCUGCUGGGCUUCAUGGUUAUGUACAAGGAAGCGCCCUACAGGAACGUGACGGAGUUUGACGGGCAGGACGCCUGCGGCUCUAACAGCUGGGUGAUCGCAGACGUGGACCCGCCGCUCAGAGCCACGGAAGGUAAAGAGCAGCAGGAGCCGGGAUACCUCAUCCUGGGCCUCAAGCCCUGGACGCAGUACGCCAUCAUGGUGAAAACUCAGCUCUCCGCUUCAGAUGAACACCAGGUCCACGGAGCCAAGAGCGAAAUCAUCUACAUCCGCACCGAUGCCACCAAGCCGUCGGUGCCGCUGGAUCCCAUCUCCUCCUCUAACUCCUCCUCUCAGAUCAUCCUGAAGUGGAAGCCGCCCAACGACCCCAACGGGAACAUCACUCACUACCUGGUGUACUGCCAGCAGCAGCCCGAGGCCAGCGAGCUCUACAAGUUCGACUACUGUCAGAAAGGUAUGAAGCUGCCGUCUCGAGCUCCGACGCAGGUGGACAGUGGAGAGGAGCAGAAGUGGAAUCAGACGGAGGAGCAUGGCCAGGCGGGGCGCUGCUGUGCCUGUCCUAAAACAGAGAAACAGCUGAAGAAGGAAGCUGAGGAGUCAGAGUACCGUAAAACCUUUGAGAAUUACCUGCACAACGAGGUGUUCAGGAUCAGGCCAUCCCGGCAGCGCAGGUCCCUCAUGGGCGUGGCUAACAGGACCUCUGACUUUCUGACCACGCCCUUUGUUCCCCCCAACACCUCAGCCACGCCCAGUCCAGAGGAGGAGGCAGAAGCCAACAAGAUCACUCAGCUUGUCUACGCUAAAGAGUCCACGGUCAUCUCCAACCUCAGACACUUCACCAGCUACCAGAUCGAGGUCCACGCCUGCAACCACCUGAGCGACCCCACCCGCUGCAGCAUGGCCGCAUACGUCAGCGCCCGCACCAUGCCUGAGGAUCAUGCCGAUGACAUCGUGGGGCCGGUCAACUUCGAGGUCGUGGACUAUUCGGUCCAUAUCAGGUGGAUGGAGCCAAAAUCCCCAAACGGCAUGAUCAUCCUGUACGAGGUCAACUACAGGAGGCUGGGAGACACGGAGGAGCUCCAUCACUGCGUGUCCAGAAAGAGCUACAUCAGUGACGGCGGCUGUAAGCUGAGAGUGGUGCAUCCCGGGAAUUACACGGUGCGGGUUCGAGCCACUUCGCUGGCGGGGAACGGAUCCUGGACGGAACCCACACACUUCUACGUGCAGGACCCCCGUGUGGACCCAUCCAACAUGCUGAAGAUUGUGAUAGCCCCGGUCAUCUGCGUCGCCCUGCUGCUGAUGUUAUUGGGCGGCUUCGCCAUGUUCAAAAAGAAGCAAACUGAAGGGCCGACGGGACGUCUGUACACCUCACCCAACCCGGAGUACCUCAGUCCAGACGAAGUGUACGAGCCGGACGAGUGGGAGGUUCCUCGGGAGAAGAUCAGUCUGCUGCGUGAGCUCGGUCAGGGCUCCUUCGGCAUGGUGUACGAAGGUAUAGCGAAGGACAUCGUGAAGGGAGAGUCGCAGACGCGCGUGGCCGUCAAAACCGUCAACGAGUCGGCCAGCCUGCGGGAGCGCAUCGAGUUCCUCAACGAGGCCUCCGUCAUGAAGGCCUUCAGCUGCCACCAUGUGGUGAGGCUGCUGGGUGUGGUCUCUAAAGGCCAGCCCACUCUGGUGGUGAUGGAGCUGAUGACCCAUGGAGACCUGAAGAGCUACCUGCGCUCCCUCAGACCGGACGCUGAGAAUAACCCCGGCCGGCCGCCCCCCACACUGAAGGAGAUGAUCCAGAUGGCGGCGGAGAUCGCGGAUGGCAUGGCCUACCUGAACGCCAAGAAGUUUGUGCACAGAGACCUGGCGGCCCGGAACUGCAUGGUGGCCGAGGAUUUCACCGUGAAGAUCGGAGACUUUGGCAUGACUCGAGACAUCUACGAGACGGACUACUACAGGAAAGGUGGGAAGGGUCUGCUUCCGGUCAGGUGGAUGGCUCCGGAGUCGCUGAAGGACGGAGUCUUUACUGCCCACUCGGACUGCUGGUCGUUCGGCGUGGUCCUGUGGGAGAUCAGCACAUUAGCUGAGCAGCCGUAUCAGGGUCUGUCCAACGAGCAGGUGCUGAAGUUCGUGAUGGACGGUGGAUACCUGGACCGGCCGGACAACUGCGCUGACCGGCUACACAACCUGAUGCAGAUGUGUUGGCACUACAACCCCAAGAUGCGUCCCACCUUCCAGGAGAUCAUCGAGAUGCUGAAGGAGGAGCUGCACCCGUCCUUCCAGGAGGUCUCCUUCUUCUACAGCGAGGAGAACAAGCCCCCGGAGAGCGAGGACUUCGACAUGGACAUGGAGAACAUGGAGAGCAUCCCUCUGGACCCUUCGUCCUACUCCCAGCGCGAGGGCAGCGCCGACGGGGACGAGGGGUCUGCCGUGGGCCUGAGGGGAAGCUACGACCAGCACGUGCCCUACACGCACAUGAACGGCGGAAAGAAAAACGGACGCAUUUUAUCCCUCCCUCGCUCCAGUCCCACCUAACGCCGCCCCCGCCCUCCCGCCAGACAAGCUACGCUAGAUUCAUUCGUUCUUUUAUACGGUCACUUUUAUCACACACUAGCUCCACGGUGCCCUCGGACAGACAGCGAGACACUCAGGACUUUCAUUUCCCAUUUUUUCUCCGCUGUACCACAGUGCAGGGUGCCACCCAUUCAUUUCUCUUUUUGUAUUUAAAGAAGACGACGAAGGAAAGUGCACAUCGGCACCUGCUUCCCUGUUUUAAUAUUGCCAAGUUUCCAGAACUAAAUGGAGCAAACUGUGAAUCUGAACCUCAGACAACCAGACGGCUGCUUACGAACCCCCUCCAGACUCUUCCCUCUCCUCCUCCAGCUGCGGCUUUCCCUCCAAAAAAAACGAAAGAAGACGAGGAAGACGGAAAGCAACAUUAAAAGUGGCCUUAUCGUAUUUGUGGCCUGUGUCGAGGUCUUUUGUAUUGAAGGUGGACGUCCUAGAACAAACUGCUAAAGGCUCCAGGAGCCUCCACUUCUCUCUCUCUCUCUCUCUCUCUCUCUCUCUCUCUCUCUCUCUCUCUCUCUGUCCGUCUGUUUAUCUGUCUAUCUAUCUGUCUGUCUGUCUGUCUCUCUCUCUUCAGUAUUUCACAUCACACAGAGAAUGCGCCGCUAUAUGGACUUUGUCUUAUUUAUUUUGCUUUUUUUUCUUCUUCUUUUUUUUUUUUUUUUUUUGUUUUGAAACAUUUACAGCUGAAGGAUAUCAAACCCGUAUUUUCAGGACAUUUGGACAGAAACAGUUCCUCAGAUUGACCAGUAGUUGCUGCUUUGAUAUAUUUUAGUAGACAUAGAUGAUGAAAAAAAGUAUAUAUGAAUAUAUUAUUGAUGUUUUUUUGUUUUUUGUACAUAGUCAACGUGUCGUCGUUGAAGAGCUAUUGCCGGUUGUAGAAAUGUUUUUACAUGUUUAUUUUUUGUCUGUCUGCCUGUGACCUUUAUUUUUUUCUAAUUCAGAAAUCGUACUAAUCCCGUUCUGAAGCUCUGAGCCGCUCGCUCAGGUGGACGUAUUGUAGACGGCUUCGGAUGUCAACACUUGAUAUCGAUUGAAAUUACUGCUGUUAAUAAAGCAGCGAGGUGCAUUCGAGACGAGA